AUGUAUUGGUUUGCAUCUGAGGCGCAGGGCCUCCUCUGGGAGUUGCUCUUGAUGGGGGUUGUGUUGGAUGCUGCGUGCCCUCCUAAAUGUCGGUGCGGACAAUUUGAAGUGAAUUGCAGCAACGCGGGGCUGACCACCUUCCCAAUGUCCCUCCCGCUGAACACCAGGCGCCUCGACCUGAACACCAACAGCAUCGAAGAGAUCAAUUCCCUGGAACUCAACUUGCUCGGCGACUUGGUCUACCUGGAUUGCAGCCACAACAGAAUAGUGGAGAUUUCGAGGCUGCAUUUCAUCGGCAUGGCGAAGCUGGUGUACCUGGACCUCAGUUACAACAGCAUGAGAACUAUCAGCUCGACGGUUUUCGGGCCGUUGACCAAUUUGAUCAUCUUGAGGCUCAACAACAAUCAGAACCUGAGCGAAAUCGACUCCGGAGCCUUUUCGACUAACACCGGGCUUCGAGAGGUCAAUCUCAGCUACAACGGCUUGUUAUAUUUGAACACGACCUCGCUGAGGAACCUGGAAGGGUUGAAGGCCGUAUAUUUGGCUGGUAACCCCUGGGAAUGUCAGUGCACAAUUGGCCACCUCAGUGAGUGGAUGUUUGAAAGCAAUGAGACUUUUCCAGAUGAAGAUAACACUUUAUGCACUUUGCCAAAAUCAAUGGCUGGAAUUCCUGUCUCCAUGGCUUUAAUCAAGAUAUUCGAUAUUUGUCGCACACCUCUGGGUUACUUCGAAUAUUUAUUUUUCGUAAUAGUUGGUUUUGCAAUAUUUAUCAGUGGUAUCAUUGUUGCCUUGCUUACAGGUACAUUGAUGGUCUUCUUUGAACGUCAAAAAAUGUUUAAAGAAGAUGAUGAAGAAGAAAUUAAACAAUAUAGGUCAUAUAAGGCAGCUAUAAGGCUUACCAACAUCAACUUAUGA
Hemiscyllium ocellatum (epaulette shark) is the source of this 915-nucleotide messenger RNA. RefSeq names its product leucine-rich repeat-containing protein 52-like. The transcript has 2 exons. Lineage: Eukaryota; Metazoa; Chordata; Chondrichthyes; Orectolobiformes; Hemiscylliidae. The record is from RefSeq and is a predicted model, not a curated record. Gene Ontology annotation, cellular component: voltage-gated potassium channel complex. The coding region runs from base 1 to 915 and encodes 304 amino acids. Gene Ontology annotation, molecular function: transmembrane transporter binding; voltage-gated potassium channel activity; potassium channel activator activity.